AGCUCAGUUGUGGAUGGACGCUUGCUGGGAGCUGUUGUGCCGCCAGAUCUGAACAGGCACUCCACUUGCCACCUGGAGGGGAGGAACUUUAUCGGAACCCGCAUCGAGAGCUGUGCCAACGCUUCUAAUCAAUCAUCCUAUACUGUAUACAACUUGUUGGAGUAGUCAGGAAGUGUCCUCCGGCCGGAAUGUCUGCCGAUCCCCCAACUCCUCCUGCCACUGCGGCUCCUUCCGCCGGAAAGGGUCUUCAUUCCAGGGCGUACAAUGGACUCAUAAAUGCCUGCGACAAGUUUGUGCCGGCCAAGCUGCGACCCCUGUGGAUGCAUCCAGCAGGUCCCAAGACCAUAUUCUUUUGGGGUCCCAUCGUUAAAUGGGGCCUGGUUGUUGCUGGAAUUGGAGACCUGACGCGUCCUGCGGACACCAUUUCACCCAACGCCUGUCUGGCUCUGGGGGGCACGAACCUCAUUUGGACGCGCUACUCCCUGGUCAUCACCCCGAAGAACUACAGCCUGUUUGCAGUGAAUCUCUUCGUGUGCGUGACGCAGCUCUUCCAACUGGGACGGGCCCUCAACUACCAGUAUGGGCAGGCGCAGCUGGAAAAGGCUGGCAAGGAAAAAUCCAGUUCAUAGUAGGCCAAUUAUAGCAUUUGUUAGAUUUCUUAAAAAUAAAUAAAUAAAAUUAUUAUAAACACAA
This is a messenger RNA of Drosophila biarmipes, 693 nucleotides long. RefSeq lists its product as uncharacterized. Bases 189 to 629 code for a protein of 146 amino acids. The transcript is spliced from 4 exons. Gene Ontology annotation, molecular function: pyruvate transmembrane transporter activity. The record is from RefSeq and is a predicted model, not a curated record. NCBI's taxonomy places the organism in Eukaryota, Metazoa, Arthropoda, Insecta, Diptera, Drosophilidae. Gene Ontology annotation, biological process: pyruvate import into mitochondria. Gene Ontology annotation, cellular component: mitochondrial inner membrane.